Phytophthora nicotianae INRA-310 is the source of this 825-nucleotide messenger RNA. RefSeq lists its product as hypothetical. Bases 1 to 756 code for a protein of 251 amino acids. NCBI's taxonomy places the organism in Eukaryota, Oomycota, Peronosporomycetes, Peronosporales, Peronosporaceae. The record is from RefSeq and is a predicted model, not a curated record. The transcript has a single exon.
AUGUUGGGCAAAUCGAAGGGUGUGGUAGACGACGUCUUCAAAUUGCUGAACCUGAACACUGUGUUAGAUGAUCUUCUUUCCCAUGCAAACUGGGAUGCCUGGGUAAAAUACGUGGAGGAUUCAAUUCCACAAAACCACCGCAAAGAUGUGUUGUUGGAGACGUUGUUGAAGCACUACGAUGAUCAACAUACUUUGAGUAUGCUUACCAAAGCGAUGGAGGAUCCGAGUACAACGGAAAUCGCAACCGCGUUAGAGUCGCAUUUGAGCCAAGCGAUUAAGAAUCAGGUAAACAUCUGGAAGGAUAAACGCCUGGGUCCUGGCGACGUCUUGAAAGCGUUCCCCGCCGGUGAAUAUGCUUCCUUGGAUGACAUCGUGGGGAGCAACUUCUUGAACUCUUGGGUCAGAUACGUAGAUAACGUCGCCCCGGACGCAGACAAGGUAUCUGAGAUCUUGACCCCUUUAAUAAGUCGCUUUGGCACGGAUGGGGUGAUGAACGCGAUUGCAUCUAGUUCGGCCGCGCAAUCUAAAUCCCUUGAGGACCUACUAUUCAAAAAUUGGCUGGGAGGUCCGAGAGUGCAGUCUAGAACCGUGGAGAUUGUUAAGAGAUUCGUGAGAUCGGCAUUCGGCAACAAUGUUCCCAAACGAGUUGACGAUAUCGUGGCAAGAUACGCUGUCAGAUACGAAAAAGAGGGCAAAACAGCUAACGACAUUUUGCGUAAUAUCGAAGCCACCAUAGCGAGGACUGCGACGUUGUAAACCAAACUCGACACCGAAAGGAGCUAUAGGCACGCGAAGAACUGCAGUAACCUUUUACCUUUUCCAUUA